Molecule: messenger RNA, 705 nt
Organism: Aptenodytes forsteri (emperor penguin)
Lineage: Eukaryota; Metazoa; Chordata; Aves; Sphenisciformes; Spheniscidae
Gene: RNF208
Product: ring finger protein 208
Exons: 2
Coding region: 1-705 (234 amino acids)
Biological process (GO): protein ubiquitination
Molecular function (GO): ubiquitin protein ligase activity
Source: RefSeq, a predicted model, not a curated record
AUGGAGGCGAUGAAAAUCAUCCACCCGGAGAAGUUUUCGGAGCUGCAGGCCUCACAGCCGCGCUAUGCACCAGCCCCACGCCGUGAGCCACCCCUCGUGGCCAAGCGUGCGUGGCCCUCCGAGUCCGAGAUCAUCGUCAACCAGGCAUGUGGGGACAUCCCUGCCUUGGAUGCCACCCCCGGCCCCCUGCCGCUGCCCCGGACUCCCCCCCUGCCGCCGCGAGAGCGCGCGUACCAGAGCCAGCGGAAGGGCAGCUCGGAGGUCUGCUACCACCGGCAGCCGCCGUCGGAUGAGGUGAUCGUCAACCAGUACGUGCUGCACCCUUCGACCCCCUGCGAGCCCCUCGAGUGCCCCACCUGCGGCCACAUGUACAACUUCACCAACAAGCGGCCCCGCAUCCUCUCCUGCCUGCACUCAGUGUGCGAGGAGUGCCUGCAGAUCCUCUACGAGUCCUGCCCCAAGUACAAGUUCAUCUCCUGCCCCACCUGCAAGCGGGAGACCGUCCUCUUCACCGACUACGGGCUGGCGGCGCUGGCCGUCAACACCAGUAUCCUCAACAGACUGCCGGCCGAGGCUCUGGCCGCCAACCCCGUCCAGUGGAGCAGCGACACCGACCGCAGCUGCUACCAGACCUUUCGCCAGUACUGCGGGGCUGCCUGCACCUGCCACAUCCGAAACCCGCUGUCUUCCUGCACCAUCAUGUGA